AGAAAUACAGGCACCGAUUGCAAGAUGAUUCAUUAGUUCAAUUCAACACACUGAACCAUGAACUCUCUAUCACUCUUUGCCUUCCUCUGCGUAAUUUCGGCGCACUCCAUCACCAUCUCUGCGAACUUCGCUGCGUAUCCUCCCAUCCCCGGCGUGAACGCCAAAGAAGGGUGCCCCCUCCGAGGCGGGGGCGGCGACGCUCUGACUCCUCUGCGGCGAGAAGUGUAUGACAAUGGGAAAAUCUUCGACAUCAGCCACAGGUACGCGCCUGAGUUGCCGGUUUGGGAAUCGUCGGAGGGGCUCGGGCAAGACUUUCUGUGGCUUACAACUAGCAUUAAGAAUGGGUCGCGCGCUAACAACUCCGAAUUCAAGCUCGGUGCUCACACCGGCACUCAUGUGGACGCGCCCGGUCACUUUUACGACAAUUACUAUGACGCCGGCUUUGAUGUUGACUCGCUCGACCUAAAACUUCUCAACGGUCUUGCACUUUUGGUUGAUACUCCACGGGAUAAAAACAUAACGGCUGAGGUUAUGAAGUCCUUGAAUAUCCCUAAAGGUGUGCGUCGUGUGCUUUUCAGAACUUCAAAUACCGACAGGCGACUCAUGUUUAAGAAAGAAUUUGAUACAAGCUAUGUGGGAUUCAAGGAGGAUGGUGCAAAAUGGCUAAUACAGAACACUGACAUCAAACUUGUAGGUGAGAUAUUGAUGAAUUCUUAAGAUUUAGGCUACUUAUUUCCUGCCUAAAGCAUUUCCUCUGACUCUUGCUCCACUCAUGACUGGUCCCAAGUCUGCAUUUUUAUUUUCCUCUUAUAAAUCAAUAUUCUAAUUGCUUCUAAUAAAGUGGAGUCAUUUAGUUAUAUAGGUUUCCUUGUCACAUUUUUUAACUUACUUUUUGUUCUAGUCAUUUCAUUUGUCUGGACUAUAUCUUACUUUUUGUCAACUCAGAUAACGUCCUUUUUAAGCAUACAUUUUAUCUUUUUACUGUCUUUACGAGUGCAUGGUAGUUAUUAGUAUUUAUUUGCAAUUUAGGAAUGAAUCAAGAUGAGUUGAUGUCACUCUAUUCCAUUCUUUGUGGUUAUGAAUUAAUAAAUAGCUGAAGACGCCCAAGGUUCAAAGUGCAUGUGAUUAUUUUGUAUUUGUCAUCACUCACUUCUUUAAAUUUCACAUGUGAACUUUUUAUUCGAUCAGGUUUUUUCAUGAGACCAAUCUAUUAUAAAUUCAUUGCGCUUAAUUGGUUAGUUCAGCUGUCAGUUGUACUUGUAUUCCUCAUAUCAAGCUAGUGACAGAAAACAUUAUUUGUUGUGGUAUCAUCACUUUGUCCAUAACUUGGCCAACAAAGAGCCCUUUUUUUCAUAGAGAAGUUAUUUCUUUCUGAUCUAUUCAACUUGUGAAUUACCUUGAACUGUAUUAUUCAUUGAGGUUACAUUAUGUACAUAACCGGUUUUUGUCCUAAUGAACUAAAAUUGGAUCUGGUUGGUUUGAGAAAACAUUUUCUGUUUUCAUUUUUAGAAGACGCCACCUUAUUUUUCACUGUAUUCAUAUUUACAAAAGUUAUAUCAAAACCAGUGAAAACAACUUAUUUUAUUUAUAUUUUCUGUUUUCGUAUUCCUAUACAGACUGACCAGUAAAAAAAAAUAAAAAUUACGGUUAAAUUUGAUAAUGACAGCACA
Messenger RNA from Vigna umbellata (rice bean), 1670 nucleotides. NCBI's taxonomy places the organism in Eukaryota, Viridiplantae, Streptophyta, Magnoliopsida, Fabales, Fabaceae. The record is from RefSeq and is a predicted model, not a curated record.